Messenger RNA from Entamoeba nuttalli P19, 1995 nucleotides. Its product is annotated as Rap/Ran GTPase-activating protein, putative. NCBI's taxonomy places the organism in Eukaryota, Evosea, Mastigamoebida, Endamoebidae. The transcript has a single exon. The record is from RefSeq and is a predicted model, not a curated record. Gene Ontology annotation, cellular component: cytoplasm. Gene Ontology annotation, biological process: regulation of small GTPase mediated signal transduction; activation of GTPase activity. The coding region runs from base 1 to 1995 and encodes 664 amino acids. Gene Ontology annotation, molecular function: GTPase activator activity.
AUGGAAAGUACCAUCAAUCCACCUGAUUUACCACCUCCCCGUUCAUCUACUUUAUCUUCACGACCAAUUAAUCCUGCACCUCUUCCACCUAAACCAUAUCAUUUACCACCUAAACCAGAUUCCCCUCGUUCAAAAAUUUCUUCUACUCAUAUUUCUCAACAACAAUCAGUUGAUAAUCCUCGUCCUACAACUGCCCCUCCUGUUCCUCAAAAACCUAAAGCCAAACCACCUCCCCCAAAAACUAAUGUACUUUCUUCUUCAAAAAGUUCAGAUUGUUCACAACCAUCUUCUACUACAAUUUCAUCUUCAUCAAAUGUACCACCACCUCCUCCUCCAAAACCAUCAAAUACUAAUCACUCUCGUUCUUCUGGUUGGUCAAAUACUAGACCUUCUGAAAAUUUCUCUAAACAACUUUUUGAAACAACAAGAACAUCACAAUCAAAACAUGGAUCACAUAAUCCUAAUAUUCAUCAACAAAAUGUUGAUUUAUCACCACCAAUUACGAGUAAAACUAAACAAGAUAAGAAUAAUGAUACUACACAACAUUCAGAUUCAUUAGGGUCAAUCAAAGAAACAACUCAUUGUAAAGAUGAAACUCCUUCAAAAGAAAAGAAAAAGAAGUUUUCAAUAUUUAAAAAGAAAGAUAAAAACAAAGAAGGUGAUUUUGUUAUUAGUGAACCAACUGAAUUUAAUAAAGUUAUUAAUAUAACAAUUGAAAAUCAAACGAAUCCUUUGAUUAGGUUUGAUGGUAAAGCUGAAAAAGCAAUAAUUCCAUUAUCACCACCAAUUACAAUGUUAAAUAAAAGAGAUAUUACAUCAUCUGAAGAAUAUUUUAAAUUGAUUGAUGAAAUGAAUACAAUGCAAUUAUUAUUUGAUGAAUGGAGUAGUCCAGUUGUACCAAUAGAAAAAUGGGAAAUGAAAUAUCCAAAUAGAUGGGAACAACAAAGUCUUAUUUUUGCUAAAACAAUUGAAGAUGGAUAUUGUAUUGAAAUAGGAAAAGGAGCAUGUACACAAAAUACAGAUCUUAAAGAAUAUCAUAUAGUUGAUAUUACAUCUGAUUUCCAAUUCUUUGAACGAUAUAUUAGUGGAAAUCCUUCUGCUGAACAUUAUAUAUUAACUGAAGAACCUACAGCAAUGAGUAUUAUACCAGGAAAUAAUGGAGGAUUUAGAAGAGCAAUUGUAAUGAGUAAGAAAGGUAAUAUACGAUGUUUAUUACCAAAUGAAUUAAUUAGAAUAAAAGAAUUUCAACCAGCAUUUCCAGAUUUAACACGAGGAGAAUUUUAUAAAGUUACUGAUAAAAUGAAAUUUGAAAAUGAAAUUGUUAGAUUUGAACGAAUGUCAGCAAUUACACAUUAUAAAUUCGGAGUAUUAUAUUGUAAAGCACAUCAAACAGAUGAAGAUGAAAUGUUUGGAAAUACUGAUGGUUGUCCUGCUUUUUAUAAAUUCUUAGAUUUACUUGGAACAAAAAUUGAAUUACAAGGAUUUGAUAAAUAUCGAGGAGGAUUAGAUGUUAAAAGUGGUUCAACAGGAAUUUAUAGUUAUUUUACACAACAUUUAUGUUAUGAAAUUAUGUUUCAUGUCUCUACUUUAUUACCAGAACAACCUGGAGAUCUUCAAAGAGUAGAAAAGAAAAGACAUAUUGGAAAUGAUGUUGUUGUUAUUAUAUUCAAAGAACAAAGUAAUGAUUGGAAAGAUCAAUUUGAUCCUAAAUGGUUAACUUCACAAUUUAAUCAUAUAUUUAUUAUUGUACAACCAGAUGUUAAUACAGAAGAUAAUAAUGGUUAUUCUAUUACUGUUGGAUGUAAAGACUCCGUUAAUCCAUUCCCUCCUUUUAUGAAAACAAAUCAUUUUAUGCAUGACCCAUCUACUAGAGAAUUCAUUUUAACAAAAGCUGUCAAUGGUGAAAGAACUGCAAUGUUUUCUACAGCAUUUAAAGGAAAUGCAACCAAAACAAGAAGAGAGCAUUUGCGAAUGCUUUUUUCUCAAUUAAAAUAA